This is a messenger RNA of Pyrus x bretschneideri (Chinese white pear), 673 nucleotides long. RefSeq lists its product as uncharacterized. The transcript is spliced from 2 exons. NCBI's taxonomy places the organism in Eukaryota, Viridiplantae, Streptophyta, Magnoliopsida, Rosales, Rosaceae. The record is from RefSeq and is a predicted model, not a curated record. Bases 79 to 432 code for a protein of 117 amino acids.
CUUCCCCCUUUCUUCCCCCUUUUCUCCCCUCCCUUUCUUUUGCUGGGUUCAACACUUGCAGUUUAUUAGGUUACAACCAUGAAAUCGUCAGACACAGAUGCCACAACAUACAGUUUGGACCGAGGAGAGCUGGUCAUCUCCAAAAAUGGCCAAGAAACUGUAAAUACAGCUCUCAAAGCUGAUUUGGUUGUAUUGAACAUCGCAAUUUCUGGGAAAUGGUUGGAGGUUGUUCUUCGAGAAAAUGUUCCCCGUGUUUUCCCAAAAGUGUUGUGGUGGAUUCAUGAAAUGUGUGGCCAUUACUUCAAAUUAGAUUAUAUUAAGCACCUCCCACUUUUUGCAGGUUCUAUGAUAGAUCUCCAUUAUCAUAGAUCUCAUCAACACUGUAAGUAUUUCGAUUUUCAUUUGAUUUCGAGGAGAGAUUCAAUUGAAUGAGCAAUGCUUGCUGUGAUUGAGUGAUUCUAAUGGAAUGUGAAUGUCUGAUCUUGCUGUGAAUAUGGAAAAUGCAGUGAAUGCAGGGGAUAUGGAAAAUGCAGAAAGUGCAGUGAAUAUGGAAAAUGCAGAAAGUAAUUGUUCAUUUUUUUAUUAUUAAUAUAUUUUUUGUCGGUUUUAUCCGACAAGAAUGUUUUUAUUUAUUCUUAUUAAUAUAUUUUCUGUCGGUUAAAUCCGACACAAG